UACUUAGAUUGCUUCCAGUUUUAUCUCUUUGUUUUUUAAGUUCUAGUUAAUUGCUUAGAAUCCCAAGACAAGCUCCAGUCUCUCCUUCGGUUCAGCUUCUGAGAAAAUCUCUGAUUUGGAAUCAACUGAUAAAAUCUCUUCACUGAACAAUGUUGAGAACCGAACCAUCUCUUUCCAUAUAUACUCGUACGGAAGGGGCUGAAAAUGGAGAGAUCCAGCAAGAAAACCUCCCGACAGAUGAAGCAUUGGAAAGGACAAUUACUAUUGGAGACAGCAUUGCGGGUGGUGAUAGUGGAGGAUUCAGCUUUGGGAAAAUGGGUAUGGGGUUGAUUGAGGAACGAGGAGAAGGGGAUGAAGAAGAAGCAUUAACAGAUGAAAUUCGAGACUUGGGUAUUGGGGAAGAAAUUGAACGGCCAGCUAGUCCUCCAAUGUAUCUCGCUGCCGGACUUGGAAUUGAUGGUAACGAUGGUUUAGGUGGUGUUGAUUUUAAUUUUCCUGAAUUUGAUGAGAGUGACGAUAUUGAGGAGAAUUAUAAGAGGUUGAUCGAUCAGUAUCCAUGCCAUCCUUUGAUUCUCAAAAACUAUGCUCAGCUCUUACAGUCGAAAGGUGAGUUUCAUGGAGCAGAGAAAUAUUACCAUCGUGCUAUAUUAGCAGAUCCUGAAAAUGGUGAAAUUCUAUCAAUGUAUGCUAAGUUGGUGUGGGAGGUCCAUCAUGAUCAAAGUAAAGCUUUGUGUUACUUUGAACGUGCAGCUCUUGCUGCUCCUCAAGAUAGCAAUAUCCUUGCAGCAUAUGCGAGUUUCCUCUGGGAGGUAGAUGAAGCUAGAGAAGAAAGUUACCAACAAUUAGAUGAAGUCCAGACUGUUGAUGAAAAUCUAAAUGAAGCCAAUAAUUCGGUAUCUAAAGAAGGUCCCCAGACAGCUAGGCCAUUAUUGCAUCAUGUUGCAGGACUUGGGAAUGAUCUGAGUGAAGUUUCGGCAGCUGAUGAAAAGGGAGCCAAUGUUGAGGAGAGUUAUAAGAGGAUGCUUGAGGCAGACCCUGACAAUCCUCUUAUACUAAAAAAUUAUGCUCAAUUCCUUUGUCAGUUGAAAGGAGACUUGAAAGGAGCAGAAGAAUACUACUGGCAUGCGAUGACAGCUGAUCCGGGAGAUGGUGAAACAAUAUCCCAAUAUGCCAAGUUGGUUUGGGAUGUUCAUAACGACCAUGAUAAAGCCAUGUAUUACUUUGAGAAGGCAGUUGAAGCUACUCCUGGAGACAGCCAUGUUGUUGCAGCAUAUGCUCGUUUCUUGUGGGAAACUGAAGGAGAGGAGAGUGUAAGCCAAGACGAUAACUUUGAAGUUCAUGGAGGAGUUGUAAGUAUUGCAAGUGCUUAAUAAGCACUCAUUAGUCAUUAUAUGUUGCACAUCUAAGCUCACUAGAACAUUAUCUUCUUUUUCUUUUGGGUAGAAAAUAAAAGAUUGCCUUAUAGGCACUGUAACUAACACUAUUUAUGAAUAAAAAUUAGUAAAAAAAAAAAA
Molecule: messenger RNA, 1514 nt
Organism: Carica papaya (papaya)
Lineage: Eukaryota; Viridiplantae; Streptophyta; Magnoliopsida; Brassicales; Caricaceae
Gene: TPR4
Product: Tetratricopeptide repeat (TPR)-like superfamily protein
Biological process (GO): RNA processing
Molecular function (GO): protein binding
Source: RefSeq, a predicted model, not a curated record